UCAGAUGUCCUUGUAGCCGCUCUGGCCCUCCGCACCCUCCAUCUGCGGCAGCGGGGGGCUUGCGGCCCCGGCCCCUGCCCGGCCCCCGCUCCCAGCCCCAUGCCUCAGCCUUAAGCCUGCUGCCCUCCCCCGCGGGGGGCUUUCCCUGCGCCCCCUUGGCCGCCCCGUCCGAGUCGGGCGCCAUGAACGAUCAGUACCACCGGGCCGCCCGGGAUGGCUACCUGGAGCUCCUCAAGGAGGCCACGCGGAGGGAGCUGAAUGCCCCCGACGAGGAUGGCAUGACCCCCACGCUCUGGGCUGCCUACCAUGGUAACCUGGAGUCGCUGCGCCUCAUCGUGAGCCGCGGGGGUGACCCGGACAAGUGCGACAUCUGGGGCAACACGCCCUUGCAUCUGGCAGCCGCCAAUGGCCAUUUGCACUGCCUGUCCUUCCUGGUGUCCUUCGGGGCCAACAUCUGGUGCCUGGACAACGACUACCACACGCCGCUGGACAUGGCCGCCAUGAAGGGCCACAUGGAGUGCGUGCGCUACCUGGACUCCAUCGCGGCCAAGCAGAGCAGCCUCAGCCCCAAGCUGGUGGGCAAGCUGAAGGACAAGGCCUUCCGCGAGGCGGAGCGGCGCAUCCGCGAGUGCGCCAAGAUGCAGCGCAAGCACCACGAGCGCAUGGAGCGGCGCUACCGGCGCGAGCUGGCGGAGCGCUCGGACACACUCAGCUUCUCUAGCCUCACGUCCAGCACCCUGAGCCGCCGGCUGCAUCACCUGGCGCUGGGCAGCCAGCUCCCCUACUCGCAAGCCACGCUGCACAGCACCGCCAGGGGCAAGACCAAGAUCCAGAAGAAACUGGAGCGUCGCAAGCAGGGCGGCGGCGAGGGGACCUUCAAGGUCUCAGAGGACGGGCGCAAGAGCGUGCGCUCGCUCUCCGGCUUGCAGCUGGGCAGCGACGUGAUGUUCGUGCGCCCAGGCACCUACGCCAACCCCAAGGAGUGGGGCCGUGCCCCGCUCCGGGACAUGUUCCUCUCGGACGAGGACAGCGUCUCUCGUGCCACGCUGGCGGCCGAGCCUGCCCACUCGGAGGUCAGCACAGACUCAGGACAUGACUCCCUGUUUACCCGCCCUGGCCUGGGCACCAUGGUGUUCCGCAGGAACUACUUAAGCAGUGGCCUGCACGGGCUGGGCCGCGAGGAUGGGGGCCUGGAUGGGACGGGCACGCCACGGGGUCGGCUGCAGAGCUCCCCCAGCCUGGACGAUGACAGCCUGGGCAGUGCCAACAGCCUGCAGGACCGCAGCUGCGGGGAGGAGCUGCCCUGGGAUGAGCUGGACUUGGGCCUGGAUGAGGACCUGGAGCCCGAGACGAGCCCGCUGGAGACCUUCCUGGCCUCCCUGCACAUGGAGGACUUUGCCUCCCUUCUGCGGCAGGAGAAGAUUGACCUGGAGGCGCUGAUGCUGUGCUCAGACCUGGAUCUCCGCAGCAUCAGCGUCCCGCUGGGGCCGCGCAAGAAGAUCCUGGGGGCCGUGCGGAGGCGGAGGCAGGCUCUGGAGCGGCCGCCUGCCCUGGAGGACACAGAGCUAUAACCUCGGUUCCUCUCAUGAGACCAAAGUUAACUGCAAGUUGCCACAACCUGUGAUCGGCCAGCACGGUCCCCACAGUCGCCAGCCCUCCCGCCCUCUUUCCAGGAGCAAAGACCUCAGCCUGCCCACACCCAGAGCAGAAAGUGUGGCCUGGAGCACCCAGAUGGGCACCAGAGCAUCCAGAGCACCAGCUCUCAGGACUCCUGCAGCCUCGGGCCCCCCAUCCGAGUGGCUCUGAAGCAUGCGUAGAUUUGGUUCACACCAGAGACUAGGUGACAUCACCUGGGAAGAAGCGCCGGUGGGCCACAGCCUGUCUCUGGUGCAUGGUCUCUCUGGUCCUCCUUCCUGCCCCGCGUUGGAGGGGACUAUCCUCUCAGGCUAGACUCGCUUGCUUCUCCCUUUCCCGUGAAGGGAAGAGUUUGGGCUGCUUCCCCUCCCAUAAAUCCCAGAGGGGAGGUUUCCCGCCAACUCUUCAGCCAAAUGUCCUGCUUUUCAGUCCCUACCCCACCCCCACACAUGAGAACGCCACCGGCCAUGGCCAGAGCUGGAGGGCCAGGCUGGAUCCGCUGCAGCCUGUCCUCCUCCAGUACCCCCACCUCUGCUGUGCAGCCUGGCCCCUCUAGGGACCCACGGUGCUAGGGCUGCAGACCACAGUGUUAUGGUCCCCAGGUCUGGUGGACACAGCUCUCUGGAGAAUGGCAUCUGCCAGCUGCCUCAGACUCUCCAGGCCCUGACAGGCAGCUGGGCAUAGCUGGGGGUUGAGUGUGGGCAGAUUCUGUGAGAAGGAGGCUGAGGAUGUGCCCAGGGGCCGUGUGUGUGUGUGUGUGUGUGUGUGUGUGUGUGUGUGUGUGUGCAUGUGCGUGUGUGUGCAUGCAUAUGUGCUCAAGUGUGUGUUUCGAGGGCUGGCCAGUGGCUUUCCUUUGAGGCUGGAAGGGCUGGGUCACUGUGUGAUUUUUAUGGGUGGUGGGAAGCAGGGAAGAGCUCACUGUGUGUCCCCGCUCUGUGUGGAAAUGAGACUUGGUGAGGCCCAGCCCAGUGGUGAGGCCCAGCCAAGCCCAACAGGUCCUCAGCCUGUGUCCUCAGGGCUUUCCCACCAGACCAAGCUCACAGAGAUGGGACAGUCACUCAGGACCCUGUGUGUGUGCACAUCCAUACCCACACAGGUGUUAACAGUGCCCCCCAUCUCUUACCCCAGCUUGCUGGGAGAUGGCCACUGCUCCCAGGUCCUCCCUGGGGCCCUUUGGCUGGAGUUCGGAAAGAGCCCCCCAAAGACCUCAUUGGUCUACUAAAGUGGGGAGCCCAUCUGUGUGUUUGCCCGGAGCCAGGGGUGUGAAAGAGAGGGUCCCUCUCCCACUACAGGACAUCGAAGGCUCACUGCCUGCAGCCCACCCCUUCUCCUGGCCUCUGGGCCACCCCAAGUGCCGACUUUCGUUUCUGCAAGCCCCGGAUGCUGCUGCUCUCCCUCCACACCCACUUCUCAAUGUGUGGAGGGGCGAGGCUCUGAAUCCCACCAUACCCCAGCCUCACCCUGAGGCUCAUUACAACUUUUGCAGAGAAAGUUCUAUAUCAUUGUCA
This is a messenger RNA of Cavia porcellus (domestic guinea pig), 3143 nucleotides long. RefSeq names its product USH1 protein network component sans (gene Ush1g). The transcript is spliced from 3 exons. The coding region runs from base 183 to 1571 and encodes 462 amino acids. Gene Ontology annotation, molecular function: protein binding. NCBI's taxonomy places the organism in Eukaryota, Metazoa, Chordata, Mammalia, Rodentia, Caviidae. Gene Ontology annotation, biological process: sensory perception of light stimulus; sensory perception of sound; equilibrioception. The record is from RefSeq and is a predicted model, not a curated record.